This is a messenger RNA of Gasterosteus aculeatus aculeatus (three-spined stickleback), 2109 nucleotides long. Lineage: Eukaryota; Metazoa; Chordata; Actinopteri; Perciformes; Gasterosteidae. The record is from RefSeq and is a predicted model, not a curated record.
GCGUCCCCCGUGGACAACACACAUAAGUGUCUGUUGCUCUUCACACUCCUGUUCCAACCUUCUGAGUUCCAAGUGGUGGUGACCGAACGGUCUGGCGCUGUGUUGCCACAGGAAGCAGGCGAGCUAGUGUGUGCGUGUGUGUCUGUGUGUGCAGGUGUGUGUAUGAUUGCAUGAGAGUUCACCAGGGUGACCCAAGUAGUCCGUCUGUUGUUGGUCUGUUUGUUUCUAUGUGCUGUAAACGUGCAGGUCAGCGCCGGGCUCGUCCUCCAGGGAAGGUGUGUGCUUUUCCCUUUGAGCACCUGAACUUAAGUGUGCGGAGCAGCUGCUGUCGGAGGAGUCCAGGAGAGACGUUAACCAGGAGCCAUGCGGAGCGCUGUGAUGCUGAUACUGCUGCUCAGCGGCGAGAUUGCUGCUAUAAACGAGGUGACCAUUAGGCCGGAGACCCGAGUGUCACCCGGAGCAACUAAAAACACAACUCUACAGUCUGGUCCCACUGAGGGGACACCAGUGAGCAAUACCUCCCCCCUGAGGACACAUCCCGAUGUCGAGGUUGUGCACGCCGAAGCUGUAGCGGAAACCCAGCCGGACACAGACACUCAGAUUAUAAACUCGACCGGUGGAGAAAAGGACAAACCGACGGCUCCAGGUGCCGAUGUUGAACCACAGCCUACGUCUCGAAAUGGAACUGAGCAGUUUCCUGAUGCUCGCCUUGACAUACUAGGAGCAAUGGAGGAGCCUUUGAGCACUGAAGGAAGCAUCGCAGCCAAGGCUCCUUCAGUACACACACUUGAAACUGCUCAUCAAGCGAUCGAGGAAAGUGCUGACACAGCCCUUUCAAGCCUUAACGUUCCACCUGAGAACCCUGAGGGUGUCUCAUCAGAAGCUGCAAGUACAGCAAGUCCGGAGAUUGCUUUCCCUCAUGGGCCACAGUCUGCUACGAGAUCUCCUCAUGUCUCAGGUCCCGUCACAGAACCUGGGUCAGUCACUUCCAUCGCGUACCCUUCAUCCGUAAAGGAGGGAAGAAAGGAGGCACCGCCGCUCGUCAUUAUACAUCCAGUUUCAGUAGAUCCAGCUGCUGAACUCUUAAGACAUACAGGAGGAAAUCUAAAGGAGAACUUUACAGCGCCUCAGAAAGGUCCAGCUUCAAACCCGACUGUUUUAACCUCCACAGUCCAAAGCGGAGAAGCACCAAGUACCAGGAACACGGAGGGGCAGAUGGGCAACGUUUCAGCCGGCGCGAUGAAAGAAAAAGAUGAAAUGCAUGACAGGUCGCAAACUGUCUCACCCAGGACAGAAAUAUCAUCACGAGCGCUUCCAGGUGAAGAGCAGGUGAGUGGGACAGAGACAGAGACACAUUCAGAGGAGGAGGACGACUCGGGAAGACGUCAUGAUAAUGACACGGCGUUUUCUGAGGCUUACGACGAGUCCACUCCUGAUCGGUUCGGCGCUGAAGGCUCUUUAAUCAAAUCAGAGACCGAAUCCCCACAGCGGUCUGUUGAAGCAGCCAAUCAGCCGCCUGCAUACGCGGACAGACGUCAGGGGGCGGGAUUAACACCUGGGAUACAAAGUCAACGGGGGUUGCAGGGUCCACCCGGACGUUCAGGACCACCGGGGCCUAAAGGAGACAAAGGUUAUCAAGGCGUUAUGGGCCGGACCGGGCACACCGGGUAUCGGGGCCCCAUUGGUCCUCCAGGGAUACCUGCUAUUGUUGUAUUUAAAACCUCUGAGGAAGAGUGGGAGGCUUUCAAGAAAAAGAAGAUCUAUAAAAAGUUGGUUUCUUCAUGGCCGAAACGUUGGGGGCCUCCGGGGCCACCUGGACCUCUUGGAGAUGACGGCCCAAUUGGGCCACCCGGAAUUACUGGGAAACAAGGACAUAAAGGAGUUCAAGGGGAAAUCGGCAAUCCCGGACCACAAGGUAUGCCGGGCCCCGAGGGCCCACCCGGGCCAGAAGGCCUCCCAGGACAGAACGCCGAUCCGGGCCCUCCAGGCUUACCUGGUGAACAGGGUCCCCAAGGCUACAGAGGAGAGAAGGGCUGCAAAGGGGAGCUGGGUGAGUGGGGAUAUCAUGGGGAGGCUUGGAUUGCAGCGACUCAGAGGACAAAAAAGUGA